This is a messenger RNA of Python bivittatus (Burmese python), 2936 nucleotides long. RefSeq names its product adenylate kinase isoenzyme 1. Lineage: Eukaryota; Metazoa; Chordata; Lepidosauria; Squamata; Pythonidae. Gene Ontology annotation, molecular function: ATP binding; nucleobase-containing compound kinase activity. The record is from RefSeq and is a predicted model, not a curated record. Gene Ontology annotation, biological process: nucleobase-containing compound metabolic process.
UAGCGCGAGUCUCCAGGUGGGGAACGCAGUAGGCGCGCUGAGAGCUACUGUAUUCUUGUUGUGUCGUUGGUCUGCGGAGACUCAGCGCUAAAGCGGCUGUCAGCGAGGCCAGCCAAGGGAGGGUCCGGCAAGACUUCCGAGCGCGGAAAUGCCAGGGGGCCGGUAGCCUUAGGGCGGGGGGAGAGAACGCCGCCUCUCCCGCCCUCUGCAGAGGAAACGAGCCGGGUAAUGCGCGUCGGUCCCUGCAAAGGCGGGGUCGCCCCGCUUGCGGAAGGGCGCUGGGGUUCGCCGUAAGGCUCAGGUUUCCCCAGGUGAAGCCCGAGCCUGUUGCGUGGAGCGCUGGGACUCGAUGCUGUAGUCGGCGCUGCGGUUCCCAGCCUGAUUUGGGGGCAGACGCUGCGUUGUUGUCGUGUGUUUGGUUUAAGCCAGAAGGGCAGAACAUUCACCCCGUUGACUUUCCUGGACUUUCCUUGGUGCUCUCUGAGCUUGGCGGUUUGCUUGCAGACGUUUCAUUAUCCGACUAGGUAACAUCAUCAGUGCAUCUGCAACGCUGAGCUAUACAUUCAACCCUGAGAUAUAUAUUAUUUUCUGUUGUUUCCUGCACCCCUCAGUCAUACUCCAGCUUUCUGGAUACUCGGCCAGGACAGAGCAGAGAAAAUGGUUCUGGCCCAGCUGGGAAGUAGUGCCCAGAAAGACUUCAGCCUGCAAAGCGCUUCCUGAGAACUGGCGGCUCAGGAAAGGCCAGCUCCAAUUAAAGAAAAGGUGGGAAAUGGCAGAGCCUUCUCUCUGGAAGGGGCCUUGGUCGGGAAUGCCUACACGUUCCCAGGCAGGAGCCGGAGGUGCUGCGCAAAAGGAGCCUUGCCUGGAAGCCCUUUGCCUCCUCCGAUUCUGGGCUGGUUAAAUUGCAAGGAAGAGCCUCCAGAUCCACUCUACUUUAAACGCACGGGCACUGCCGUCUCAGUCUUAACCCACAUCCCUUGAUUUACCAAGGGAAAGCAUCCACUAUGAAGGGUUUCCUGUGUAGCUCUGAACAAGAAUGGGAGUUACUCACUGUGUGUAUCUACCAAGAAAAAGGUUUCAUACUGACGGACUGCUGAUGACCAGUAGGAAUUGCUUGUCUUCUUUGAGACCGUUUUGUUCCAGAGUAAUUUGUGCAUGUUCAGAAAAGUUGAAAGACUCUAUCAUCAUCUUUAUGAUAGGAGGUCCUGGCUGUGGUAAGGGGGUGCAGAGUAUCCGGCUAUCUAGCAGAUAUGAUUUUUACCAUGUGGCUAUUGGAGAUCUGCUGCGGGAAGAAGCCAGCAGGAGUACUAGCAAGGGCAAGGUCAUUAGGGACAUCCUGCUGAAAGGGGCUCUGGUGCCCUCGGGCUACAUCUUGGACCUGCUGACUGAUAAGAUGCUAAAAGCUGAAAACUCCAAAGGAUUCUUCAUUGAAGGCUUCCCCCGAGAAAUCAAUCAAGCCAGGCUGUUUGAAGAAGUCGUGGGACGUUUGCCCAACAUUGUUAUAAUGUUUGACUGCUCUACAGAGAUUAUGAUCCAGCGGCUGAUGAUCAGAAGCCAACUGGGCCAAAGUGUGGAUGACAAUGAGAGAAUUAUCCGGCAGCGGCUUGAGACUCACUAUACACUGUGUGAGCCUGUCCUCACCUACUACCUGCAGAAGAGCAUUCUCCGAAAUGUAGGUCUCUAUCCUUGGCCCUUUCCCCCUGAUUCCAGGCAAGGCAGGCCUAGCUGCUGGGAUAGGAUAACUCUGCUCAGUUUGGUUCUUUUAGCAACACUUUCUGACAAAGAUGCUCUCUCUUGGCCAUUAAGAGAGCCACAUGUGAAGCUGGGCCCACCCAAAGAAUAGCAAUGAGAGAGGAAAAAAGGAGUAUGUGACAGUUAAAAUACAAAAAUUAGAAAGCAUACUAAGAAAUGUGUAAAAGGUUGCUAUUACAUAGAUUUGCAAUUUACUCAUAUACUUGCAUCAUGGUGCACAAAUUUGUACUUGGUUUGGGAAAAGCUGCACAAAACUAUUCCCCACCCCCCACCCCCCCACAUAGCACAUCAGAAAACAGAAUAAACAUUGCUUAGGGGAAAAUUAAAUUUGCUGCCCUGGGUAUAUUGUAUUAGAAUAGUGUCUAGUUUUACUAUUCUUAAUAAGUAUAUAUAGCGUAUUAGAAAUAUGUGGCGGUAUUGCAGAUUUUAACUUGUAUUUUGGCUCCCUAUCUACCAGUGGGCGUUUCAGAAGAAUCCUAAAUGUUCAAUUACAUUUUCUUUAAGCAUAUUGCUUUUGAUCCAGUAAAGGAAAAGCUCAAUAUAGAAUUAUUAAAAUUAUGAAAAAGGUAAUUAUUUUUCCCUUAGAAUAGCUAAAAUCUUUCUAGUUAACAGUUGCUGUGUCUUGAGAGCAUAGCAUUCCACAUGAACAUAUCCCAAUAAUAGUUAAUUUCAUUAUUUCUUAAAGCAAAAUUAUCACAGUGCAUUCUAACCAGCUUUUACAAGUUCAUUAUGUUUUUAUUCCUCUCAAGGUUGCCCAACAGAAUUGACUGGAAAUAGCUUCAGGAUAAAUAGAGAAAGCGCAUAAGCCAUUUCUUCAUUGAAAUCACAUUUAGCAUUGUAAAUUAACUGUCAUAAGGCAGGCUAAUUUAUGUGGUUUUUUUAAAGUUUGGCCAUAACAUCUUGGGGUAAUCUCCAUGUUCAGAAGAACAUAUUUCUCAGUAUCCUGUAAUGGUGAGGUUGCCUUAAUGGAUUAUUUCCAUAUUUUUCAGCAGCAUUUGAAUAAACAGCAGUAGUCUAUUCAAGCAGAGCUUUUUAUUUAGGGCUGUUUGGACAUCCCCAAAUCUGUAACUCUAUGAGCUAAGAUAACCCUCAGUCUAAAUUUAGGUAUUAUUAAAAGAAAAAGAGCUUAGAGAGGCUGGAUCAGUCUAGAUGAGUUAUCUAAGAGCCCCAUCACUGUUUUUGUA